UGGCAGUGCUGGAAUGCGGCGGCGGCGCGGGCGGCGGCGGCGGCGGCGUCAGGCCUAGCAUCUGCAUGCAAAGUCGGGGAAAAUUUCGGCUUUCCGAGGAGCGGCUGCGCUUCUUCAGGCCCCGCAGCCAUGUCCACCUUCCGGCAGGAGAACGUGGAGGACUACUAUGAGAUGGGGGAGGAGCUGGGCAGUGGCCAGUUUGCCAUCGUGCGGAAAUGCCGGGAGAGGAGGACAGGACUGGAAUACGCAGCCAAAUUCAUCAAGAAGCGCAGGCUGUCAUCUAGCCGGCGGGGCGUGAGCCGGGAGGAGAUUGAGAGGGAGGUGGACAUCCUGCGGGAGAUCCAGCACCCCAACAUCAUCACGCUGCACGACAUCUUCGAGAACAAAACGGACGUGGUGCUGAUCCUGGAGCUGGUCUCCGGUGGCGAGCUCUUUGACUUUCUGGCUGAGAAGGAGUCCCUGACGGAGGAGGAGGCCACCCAGUUCCUCAAGCAGAUCCUGGAUGGUGUGCACUAUCUGCACUCCAAGCACAUCGCUCACUUUGACUUGAAGCCAGAGAACAUCAUGCUGCUGGACAAGAAUGUGCCAAACCCUCACAUCAAACUCAUCGACUUUGGCAUCGCCCACAAGAUCGAAGCUGGAAAUGAAUUCAAGAACAUAUUUGGGACCCCAGAGUUUGUAGCCCCGGAAAUAGUGAACUACGAACCACUGGGGCUGGAAGCCGACAUGUGGAGCAUUGGGGUCAUCACAUACAUCCUGUUGAGCGGAGCCUCCCCCUUCCUGGGGGAAACGAAGCAAGAGACCCUGACCAACAUAUCUGCUGUGAACUAUGACUUUGAUGAGGAAUAUUUCAGCAACACCAGUGAGCUGGCCAAGGACUUCAUCCGGCGCCUGCUCGUUAAGGAUCCCAAGAAGCGGAUGACGAUAGCUCAAAGCUUGGAGCAUCCUUGGAUUAAGGUGAUCAAGAGGAGGAAUGUCCGCAACGAAGACAAUGGCAAGAAGCCUGAGCGCCGCCGGCUGAAGACCACUCGCCUGAAGGAGUACACCAUCAAAUCCCACUCCAGCAUGCCACCGAACAACACCUACAUCAACUUUGAGCGCUUCUCCAAGGUCAUGGAGGAGGUGGCCGCUGCUGAGGAGAGUCUCCGAGAGCUGGAGAGGAACAAGAAAUCCUUCCGGGAGGACAUCGAGGCCCUGUUGUCCAUCUAUGAGGAAAAGGAGUCAUGGUACAAGGAGGAAAACGAAAGCAUCAGCCAGGACCUCCGGCAGAUCCGGCAGGAGCUGCAGAAGACAGAGGCCCUGAAGAAGCAAGCCCAGGAGGACACCAAGAGUGUGCUGCAGGUGGCCAAUGGCCUCAAGAGGCGCUACCGGAAACUGGAGAACCACUAUGAGGCGCUGGCCAAACAGGUGGCCUCAGAGAUGAAGUUUGUGCAGGAGCUGGUGUGGUCCAUUGAGCGGGAGAAGCUGCAGAGUGGCGAGGGCGAUGGCAGCAUCCGCUAGGUUGGGUUCCAGUGCUGACAGGGGCGGGAGGAAAGGGGGAGGCACGCGACCGUGACGCCCGUUGGAGAAGGGACGCCACGCCCUACGUGGCUCAGCUUUGCUUAUUUGUCCAGAGCAGCUUUAUUGACCUGAGUAGUAGUGGACUGCAGCAGCUUUUAGUGUAGCGAUGUGGCCGCCCAAGGACUGCGGUCCCGGCGUGCCAUCCCGGCAUCCCCUUGAGCCUGGCUGUCCUUGGGCCGUGGUAGUUGGUCUUCCUGAAUCCUUCGUUUGCGCUAACGCGGGAGGCAGAGCUGUAGAAGCCUCUGUGGCUCUGCCCCUUCCUCGUCUGAGGAGCCUUCAUUGAGAGCCUUCAGCAAAUUCCUUGAUGUUUCUGUUUCCAGGUUUUGGGCCUCCAGCCAUCAUCCCCCCUUCCCUGCUCCUAUAGUUGUCCAGACCCAGGGCUGUCUCUGCUCCGACUUGUAGCAGCAGUAGAGGACCUGAGCUGACAAACUGUCCGGGCUGGGGGCUUGUGGUCUGUUAUCUUUGUGCUUUUUUUUUUUUAUCUUCUUUUCUUGCCUCUGGAUGCUGCUCUCGCCACGCGGCAGCAGAUGGGGGACGCUCUGGGGGAUGCAGAGCUGGAGGUGCUCUCCCAGCGAUGCUGGGGAUGAUCUCAGCUCGUGCUUGCCUUUCUGUGGGCUGUCCAGGCAGCAACUGGGAUGUCCGGCCCCACGUCCACCCCGCGGGCAUCCUCUUGGCAUCUCCUUCCUCUCACAGGCUGUUCUGCAUCCGGGAGCCUCAUCUCCACCUGCUGCCCUGUGCUGCAGCAUUGCCCUGGCCGUUAGAGUCUCUAGCGAGGGAGAAAUCUCUUUGAAACCCUUGCGGUAGCUCAUCAUUUGCAAAAUCCGUCUGUUCGCCUUGCGGUGCUUGUGCUCCCUGCCCAGGGGGUUUCUAGCUCUGCCCCAGGUGCUCCGAGAAUUGUGCUUUGCCGGCAGUUUGGAGGGAUUUGGCCAAGCUGUGGCAGGUCGGGCCCUCCUCAUCCUGCUUUUGUGCCUUUUUCCCAGGAUUCCUUGGCCCCAGUGUGGCCAAACUGGCCCGUGCAAAGUCUCCAAGGUGCCAGAAGGGUCUUUUCCAAAUGCAGUUUGUGGCUCCAAGUGGCCUUCUGACAUUCCCGGUGGCUCUCCCUGCUUUCCGUCCACUGUGGCUCACUGCAGGGUGAUAAAUACCCUUUUCACUUGUUUCUACAUCGAUUCCUCCUCGGUGCAUCCUCUCCCUCCUUCCUUGGCUCCUGCCUGUCUGCUGGAGCGUGUGUACUUAGGGAGGCAACAUGCGUGGAGAAAAAAAAGUCAGAAAUAGAUUUUUGCAGGCUCUGUUGUUGCUCCUGGCUGAGGGAGAGGAACGCGGAGCAGCUUGCAGCUUGCUCAGCUUUUAAGGCAGGGCGCUGGGGGAGUUCGCGGCGCUGCGUCUCCUCCCCUGUGCUUCUCGACGUGACCAAAACCCAAUUCCCACGUGGACCAAGUGUGACCCAGACCCUGCUACCUUUCCUGGCAGCUCGGGAGCACCGGGAUCUACAGGGAGGCAGAAGAAACCGCCUGCCUGUCCCGCCAUUGCUCACUAUGGAACAAGCCCUCAGCGUGCGGAGAUGGGGACGGGGCUCAGGCAGGCUGCUUGUCGCUCCCUGAAGUGGCACGUGCCUUUUUCUUUCUUUUUUUUUUUUUCCUUUUUUCCUUCACCAAUGCCUGUUUUACCGCGCGCCCGUGUCCGACCUCCCUGACAGCACUGCAGGCUGGGCCGGGUCUGCGAGGAAACGCGUGAGCGUCGCUCUCCCCUCGCGCGUGGUCUCCGAUCCGCAGGUUUCUGAACUCUGGGCUGUCCUGGCUUUGCAAUCUGGCAAGCUGCUCAGCCGAGCUCUCUAAUUUUAACAAAAUAAAGGUUUCUGUAUUAAGGGACAA
Molecule: messenger RNA, 3428 nt
Organism: Rhea pennata
Lineage: Eukaryota; Metazoa; Chordata; Aves; Rheiformes; Rheidae
Gene: DAPK3
Product: death associated protein kinase 3
Exons: 9
Coding region: 130-1500 (456 amino acids)
Biological process (GO): intracellular signal transduction; positive regulation of apoptotic process; protein phosphorylation
Cellular component (GO): cytoplasm; nucleus
Molecular function (GO): ATP binding; protein serine/threonine kinase activity
Source: RefSeq, a predicted model, not a curated record